AUGGCUGAUCAACAAGAAGACCAGCCUCCACCCGACAUCUAUGGAGAAGAGGACUGGGCGGAGGGCGCCUGGUUUAGAGCGGGCCGCGACCCUGCGGAAGCGGGCAACGGCAGGCUUGUACUCAGGAUGAAGCACAAGUCAGAGACCGCACGCAGUACAACAGCUUGUGUUCAGAAUUGCUCUUGGUCUAGGCUCUCGCUAUCUAUGCAGGAUCAGACAAAGAAGGAACGCCAGCAUGCUCAUGGCUAUAUUGAGGCAAACGGCUGUGGCACAGAGUCUUGGAAAUGUAUCCUGGGUAGAAGGCGUACUACCCUCGAUGUGUUCAUCUUCUUGAAGAGCUCAGCGGGGUCCCGAGAGCUCACCAGCGGUCGUCAUCGUAGCGCUGAUCGUCCCGAUAUUCCUGAUCAUCCCUUCCUUGAUCAUAGCUAUCACGAAUAUCAUCACCGAAAUCCUCCACGCCUUGAACCCUACGCCCUGCCCACCCAGCGAAGACGGCCUACCUAG
Molecule: messenger RNA, 504 nt
Organism: Microdochium trichocladiopsis
Lineage: Eukaryota; Fungi; Ascomycota; Sordariomycetes; Xylariales; Microdochiaceae
Exons: 4
Coding region: 1-504 (167 amino acids)
Source: RefSeq, a predicted model, not a curated record